Messenger RNA from Desarmillaria tabescens, 2139 nucleotides. RefSeq lists its product as uncharacterized. Bases 1 to 2139 code for a protein of 712 amino acids. Gene Ontology annotation, molecular function: protein binding. The record is from RefSeq and is a predicted model, not a curated record. NCBI's taxonomy places the organism in Eukaryota, Fungi, Basidiomycota, Agaricomycetes, Agaricales, Physalacriaceae. The transcript has 8 exons. Gene Ontology annotation, cellular component: cytoplasm; nucleus.
AUGGCAGAGGCUCUUGGAAUCGCUUCCUCCAUUAUCACCCUUGUUGAUGCAGCUCAUAUUAUUGUUAGUUAUCUCAAGGAUGUCAAAAAGACACCCAAAGAACAUGACAAGCUCUCCAAGGAGCUCUCCAAUCUUGCAAUAUAUCUUAAUGUGGUGGAUCAGCUCACUCGGAUGGUGGAUGCAGGUGACCCAUGGCUUGUGAUGGUGCAAAGGCUAUCUGGUCCAUUUAUGCAACUCGAUGUACUACUGAAGGAUAUCAAGAAGAAGUUGGAGCCUGCAUCAGAUGGUAUGGGAAAGAUGAAGCAGAGACUGCUGUGGAAAUUCAGCAAGGAGAGCAUUGAGGAUGCUCUAGAGAGGAUCGAGAGGAUCAAGUCCCUGAUGAUAGUCGCCAUACAGCAGGAUCAUGUGGCUUUGUCUCAUGCAAUGAACCAAGCAUUGGCUAUCAUCGACAGAAAGGUCGAUGGAAUUUCAGAUAAUAUGAUACAUAUCAAGCAUAAUACACAGAAGAUCCAGGGUGGUAAAAUGCUUAUGCACAUACUUUCUUGGCUUACCGACUUGAAUUUCAAGUCUGUACAAGCUGAGAAGCUGAGCCAGUGGGUGGGGAAUACUGGGAGCUGGUUCCUUAAGUCUGAACAGUUCCAAAGUGGGUGUCGGAAAGACCAUCCUGGCUGCUAUCAUCAUCAAUUAUUUGCAGUCACUGAACCACAAGAAAAACAGUUGUCUGGGCUGUUCUCACUGGGUCAAGGCCAUGGCUUCUCUUCUGCAACCCUAUCAUUCUUCCACGAGUGCCUUUUUGAUGAAACACGACCUUCCCUUGACCUUCUUAUCGAAAUCCUUUCAGAAGAGCUGAAAUUAUUCCACCAUGUCUACAUUGUUCUUGAUGCACUGGACAAGUUCAGUGGGGAUAAUCGGGAAGUGCUCAUCAACACGAUAAAGUCAUUAGGAGACCAUGUCUAUCUUCUUGUGACAUUGAGAGACAUUGUCAUGAUAGGAUCACUCUUUAAGAAAGAUGCCAGGUUGCAUAUCCGAACCAUUGACAAUGAUAUAAACUUGUAUAUUGAGAGCAGGCUCUCUUGUGACCAUCUUUCCUGCCACAUCAAGGGGUUUCUUCUGGCAGGCCUGCACAUGGACUCACUGGCUCAGACAACAAACCACAAGAUGCUUCAAGAUGCAAUCAAUAAAUUGCUGGACAAUAUGGCAGAUGCCUAUGACCAGACACUGGAGAGGGUCAAUAGUCAAGGCAUGCAUGAUAAAGCCCUUGCAUAUCGCAUAUUUGGCUGGAUAGCAUUUGCUAAGUGCCCUUUGACCGUGUUGGAAAUGCGAUAUGCAUUGGCUGUGGAAAAGGAUACAGCAGCCCUAGACCCUGACAAUCUUCAUGACAAUGACCUUUUGGGCAAUGUCUGUGCUGGACUUGUUGUCAUAGACCACACAUAUACAGAGUUCAGACAUUCUCAGGCACCAGAGCCUAUAAUGAGUGCUUGUCCCCAACAACUAGCUGAAAUGAACCCACUCCUUCACUACUCAUCCAGCUGCUGGGCAUACCAUGCCAAGAAGGUGGAACUUUUAAUGAAAACUGAAAACAUCGCAUUCUUCUGUAUAGAGCGUAACAGAGUAGCUGCAGGCACAUUCAGAGCGACAUUCUGUGGCACAGACAGCACAACAUCCCUUCCACUUCAAUUUGCUGCUUAUCAUGGCUUGAUGCACAUUGUGGAAACUCUUCUUAUCCAAGGGGCUAAUCCACAAAAAGAACCACCAUUGAUGGCAGCCGUACAAGGAAGGCAUCUUGAGAUGGUGAAGCUGCUCCUAUCACAAACUGAUGUUGACAUCAAUUGGGCAGAUUCAAUGAUGAGACGUACACCUCUCAUGGAAGCAGCAUCUCAUGCCCAUGAAGAGGUGGUCAAGGUGAUCUUGGAGUCAAAGCACUUGAACUCAUUGAAUGCAGUGGACCAAUUUGGGGAUUCAGCACUAUUCUGGGCAAUUUCUCAUAGUUGUCCAGGGGUGGUCAGGAUCUUACUUGCGACACCAGGUAUCAAUGUUACUUUACACAAUAACAGCGGGCAUUCUCUACUUGCUCAUGCUGCGUCUCUUGGCCAGAAUGUCAUAGUGGAGAUGCUUUUGGACCAAGAAGAUAUUGCCUAG